Messenger RNA from Paramecium primaurelia, 2156 nucleotides. The record is from the annotation of a GenBank genome assembly. NCBI's taxonomy places the organism in Eukaryota, Ciliophora, Oligohymenophorea, Peniculida, Parameciidae.
AUGAAUUCAUUGUUUGAAUGGAAAGAAAAAACUUAGGAAAUUCAAGGUUGGGUUUGGGAUUAUAAGAAAAAAGAAUUUUUUUAAAACAAUUACUAAUUAACAUUUACAAAAGAUAAAAAUAUUAUAUACACCAAAAAUGGUGCUAUUUUAAGGAUGUAAUAAUAUAUCUAAAUCUUCCAUUAAUAGUGAUAAUAUAAAAGAUGAUACCGAACAACCUUAGGUACUAAAUAAUUUUGAAUAAAUUAAAUAUCUUCAAUGGAUUGGUGAAUUUGGAUAAAGAGGAAAAAAAAUUGGAAGAUGGUCAAUUUAGUGGAAUGGGGAAUUUCUUAAAAAUGUAGGGGGACAUUAUAAUGAUGACGGUUAAAAAGAUGGCAAAUGGAAAGAUAUAAUUUUUAAUUAUUGGAAGUAAAGAACUUUAUAUAUUUUAAUAGUAAAGCUAAAGUUUAUGAAGUUGGCGAAUAUGUUAAAGGUAAAAGGAAAGGAAACUGGAAAUAUAUUUAUGAGAAUAAGAAGAUGUACAAAAUUAUUAAUUUUAAUAAGAGAUGGGGGCGUGUAUAAUGAAUAGGGCCAGAAGGAAGGUAUAUGGAUUGAGUUGAGUGAAGGAUUUUAUUCUGAUUCUCAAGUUAUAUACAAUGGGGAAUAUCAAAAUGGUAAAAAAGUUGGUAGAUGGAAUAUUAAGAAAAGAGUAAAAAGUAAUCAAUCAUUUUUUCAAAUGUAAUAAAAUAAUAUAAAGUAUGUUAUUAAUAUUGUGCAUGUUAGUGCUGGCGGAUCAUAUGAUGAAAGAGGUGACAUAAAGAUUGGGAAAUGGAUUGAUAUUUUUGAGGGAUUUUAGUUUUCCUCUUAAGUAAUUUAUAGAGGUCAAUAUAAAAACGGCAAAAAAGUUGGUAUGUGGGAUAUUUUAUUGGUUUUCAUACAUUGGGAUAAUGAGAAAAAAUAAUAAAUGUAAAAAUAAUAUAAAGUGUGUUAUUAAUACUGUGCAUGUUAGUGGUGGUGGAUCAUAUGAUGAAAGAGGAGAUUGCAUUAAGAUUGGAAAAUGGGUUGAGUUGUCUGCAAAAUUUUGUUCUUUAUCGAAAGUCACUUUUAAAGGUGAAUAUGAAAAUGGAAAAAAGAUUGGUAGAUGGGAUACCGCAUUAUCAGGAAUUGAGAUGUAAAAUAGAUUAGUUAUUUAUAAUUCAGUGGUGGUGGAUCAUAUGAUAAAGAAGGUUAACAAAUUAAGAUUGGAAAAUGGAUUGAGUUAAAUGAUGAGUUAUGUUCUGAAUUUUAUGUUACUUAUAAUGGUGAGUACAAGAAUGAUCAAAAAGUCGGUAAGUGGAAUAUCAACAUUCAGCACAUAAAAGAUAAAUGGAAUGAAUGCAUGUAAAAUAUUAUGUAACAAAAUAUUUAGUGGAGAUGGAUUAUAUGAUUAAAAGGGAGAUGGUAUUAAAAUUGGAAAAUGGAUUGAGCUAUGUGAUGGAUUCAAUCAACAAAAAUAAAUAACUUAUAAAGGGAAUUAUUAAAAUGGAGUAAAAGUUGGCAAAUGGGUUAUUUUUUUUAAUUAGAAACUCAGAAAUAAUGAGAAAAAAAAGAUGUAAGAUAUUAAAAUGAAAAAUUUUUAGAGGUGGAGGAUUUUAUGAUGAAAAAGUUAAUGGCAUGAAAAUUGGGAAAUGGGUAGAAUUAUGUAAUGGAUUCAAUCAGCAAAAAUAAAUAACUUUUAAAGGGAAUUAUUAAAAUGGAGUAAAAGUUGGCAAAUGGAAUUUAUAUUUUUAUGUCAAAUAAGGAGAUAAUGAGAAAAAAAAAAAGAUGUAAUAUAUUUAUGUAACAAAACAUUAAGUGGAGAUGUAUUAUAUGAUGAUAAAGGAGAUGGUAUUAAAAUUGGAAAAUGGAUUGAAAUUUUGGAUUAAUUUAAUUAGGCUAAAUAAAUAAUUUUUAAAGGUGAGUAUAAAAAUGAAAAAAAAAUUGGAAGAUGGGAUACUAUUAAAUUAGAUAAUCAGGCAAAUCAAGUUUGUUUGUAAUUUUAUACAUAAACUAAAAUUUUAGAGGUGGUGGAUCAUAUGAUGAAGGAGGUAAUGGUAUUAAGAUUGGAAAUUGGAUUGAACUGGACGAUGACUUUUAUUAAUAUUAGGAUAUUAUCUAUACAGGAGAUUAUAAGAAUGGUGUAAAGGUUGGUAUUUGGGUGA